AUGGGCACUUCUGGACCGGACUCAUCAACUCGAGUUGACGCCAAGUCUCCUGUUCGCUCCAAGAAACCGUCGCCGCCCCGUCAAGACUCCAAGUCCGACACGACAUCCAAGACCGACUCUGGGUCCAAUGUUGCGCCCGCGAAACCGCUCGCGCCUCCACCGCGACCCAGCCAACAAGAAACCAAUACCCCGGAUUACUUUGCGCCCCAGCCCGGCGGCUCCCUCAGCCUGGAGCCUAAUCCCUUUGAGCAGUCAUUUGGAGGAGGUGGUGGUCCCGAGACGCCGGGAGGUACCAAGUUGCCCUCCGUCGCCGCCUUAACCUCACCCUCGGCUCUCCUGCCCGGAACCGGUACCACACCUUUCAACUGGGGCGGUGGCUCUCUGCGCACCGGUCCCCUUAGUCCUGCCAUGCUCUCCGGUCCGGCCACCGAUUACUUCACCGAAGGUCAUCUUCGCGGCGGCUUUCCCACACCCAACGAGUCGUCCUUGCGCUCUGGCCUGACACCUGGUGGCAGUGGUUCCAUGUUUCCUGCCCCCAGUCCAAACUCCCAAGCUCUCUUUGCUCAGCUCGCCAGUGGUGGCGCCACGCCCAAUACGCUUGAUUUUCAUCGUACUGCUUUGAGUGCGGCUGCUAAGCGGGAUCGCCAACGCAGUCAGAGCCAAAAUCAGCAGACUCUGCCACAGCCACAGGCCCCAGCCCAGCAGCCAAUCGCCACGCAACCUCAAGACGUCCCUCACGGCGCGAUGGCCAAGGCCGAGACCAAACCAUCUUCGGGUCCUUUUGAUGGGCACGAUAAUGACGCUGCUAAUGGCCUCUAUAUGCUUGCACAAGGCGGAAGCGGUCCGCAAGGCACCAACCCGCCGGCUAAUCUCGCACAGCCUGCCGCGGGAAAUGUCCCUAAGGCUAACGGCAACGCGGCUAAGCAUACGCGCGGCGCUAGUGAGGCCAGCAAUCGCUCCGAGGAGAAUGAGGACACGAAACCAGCUCGCGGAAAGGGCAAGAAAGCUCAAACUACCGGCCGUCGAAAGGCCGAUGAACCUCCUGCUAAGGCCCCCCCGGCCAAGAAAGCCAAGGGCGCCGCUCCACCUCCCAGUGAGCCCUCUGACAUGUCUGAAGAUGAGGACGAUGGCGACUCCGCCGGUCGUUCUAAGAUGACAGACGAGGAGAAGCGCAAGAACUUUCUGGAGCGCAAUCGCGUCGCCGCCCUCAAGUGUCGUCAGCGCAAGAAACAGUGGCUCGCAAACCUCCAGAGCAAGGUUGAGAUGUUCAGCACCGAGAAUGAGGCGCUGACAUCCCAAAUAACAGCUCUUCGCGAGGAGGUGGUGAACUUGAAGACCCUCCUGCUCGCCCACAAGGACUGUCCCGUGGGCCAGCAACAGGGCCUUCAAGCAGCAUUCAUGCAGCCGGUCAUGGAACCCUUUCCAGCUCCCCAGAUGAACCCUUACGGCAUGGGCGGGCCGAUGCCAAACCAACAGCAGGUCAUGGCUGGCCAAGGUGUUCCGCGUCGUUAUUCCUAA
Cordyceps fumosorosea ARSEF 2679 is the source of this 1518-nucleotide messenger RNA. Its product is annotated as Transcription factor Aft1, HRA domain protein. NCBI's taxonomy places the organism in Eukaryota, Fungi, Ascomycota, Sordariomycetes, Hypocreales, Cordycipitaceae. Bases 1 to 1518 code for a protein of 505 amino acids. Gene Ontology annotation, biological process: regulation of transcription by RNA polymerase II. The record is from RefSeq and is a predicted model, not a curated record. Gene Ontology annotation, molecular function: RNA polymerase II cis-regulatory region sequence-specific DNA binding; DNA-binding transcription factor activity, RNA polymerase II-specific. The transcript is spliced from 3 exons.